Molecule: messenger RNA, 918 nt
Organism: Hemisphaericaspora subhashii
Lineage: Eukaryota; Fungi; Ascomycota; Pichiomycetes; Serinales; Debaryomycetaceae
Gene: ERG25
Product: methylsterol monooxygenase
Exons: 1
Coding region: 1-918 (305 amino acids)
Biological process (GO): ergosterol biosynthetic process
Molecular function (GO): C-4 methylsterol oxidase activity; iron ion binding
Source: RefSeq, a predicted model, not a curated record
AUGUCCAGUGUAUAUCAUGAUUAUUCCAAUUUUCUGAAUGUAACAACAUUCAUUGAUUCUUUCAAUAAUUUCAAUCAAUUACCAAACUUAAAUUUCAUUGAAAAAGUAUGGGGAGCUUAUUAUUAUUAUAUGGCAAAUGAUUUAUUUGCUACUGGAUUAUUAUUCUUUUUAACUCAUGAAAUAUUUUAUUUUGGUAGAUGUUUACCUUGGGCAAUUAUUGAUAGAGUUCCAUAUUUCAAUCGUUGGAAAAUUCAAGAUGAAAAGCUUCCAAGUAAUAAAGAACAAUGGGAAUGUCUUAAAUCAGUAUUAACUUCUCAUUUCUUAGUUGAAGCUUUUCCAAUUUGGUUUUUCCAUCCAUUAUGUCAAAAAAUUGGUAUUACUUUCCAAGUUCCAUUCCCAUCUAUAAAGGAAAUGUUAAUUCAAUGGGCAGUAUUCUUUGUAUUGGAAGAUGCUUGGCAUUAUUGGUUACAUCGUGGUUUACAUUAUGGAGUCUUUUAUAAAUAUAUUCAUAAACAACAUCAUAGAUAUGCUGCUCCAUUUGGAUUAGCUGCAGAAUAUGCUCAUCCUGUUGAAGUUGCCUUGUUAGGGAUGGGAACAGUUGGAAUCCCAAUUGUUUGGUGUAUUAUUACUAAACAAUUACAUUUAUUUACUGUUUGUGUUUGGAUUGUUCUUAGAUUAUUCCAAGCGGUUGAUGCUCAUUCAGGAUAUGAAUUCCCAUGGUCAUUACAUCAUUUCUUACCAUUCUGGGCUGGUGCUGAUCAUCAUGAUGAACAUCAUCAUUAUUUCAUUGGAGGAUAUUCUAGUAGUUUUAGAUGGUGGGAUUAUUUCUUAGAUACUGAAGCUGGUCCAAAGGCUAAAAAGAAUAGAGAAGCUAAAAACAACACUCAAGCUGAAAAAGUACAAAAGAAGAAUAACUGA